Paralichthys olivaceus (Japanese flounder) is the source of this 2440-nucleotide messenger RNA. It is a transcript of the gene gan, whose product is annotated as gigaxonin. Gene Ontology annotation, biological process: cytoskeleton organization. Gene Ontology annotation, molecular function: protein binding. The record is from RefSeq and is a predicted model, not a curated record. NCBI's taxonomy places the organism in Eukaryota, Metazoa, Chordata, Actinopteri, Pleuronectiformes, Paralichthyidae.
GUUCCAUGACGUCAUAAACAAACAGGGCAUUUUUCAUUGGUUCAUAUUUUUGCCACAUCAUGUUAUCGCUAUCAUUGGUGCUAUAUUUAAAACAUCUGUAUCUGUGACGUGUUUCUUUGUGCCAGUGAGGGAGAGUCUGUUUUUUCUGAUACUUUCUCCGGUUCCGCCUCAGUCCAGGAGGGGGCGGCGGUGCGUCUCCGAGCCGGUUCGCCAGUAAACAGCGGUGCGCGGUGAAGAAGAAGCCGCUCCUCCUCAGGUGCUCCUCGGUUCUUCUGCACAGAUUCAAACUUCACCUGCGAACAACAACCAGAGCGGAACUGCUCCGUCCUCAGGAGUGAACAGAACCACUCCGGCUGACAUGCCCGACUCGAGCGAGCCCGGAUCGAGGGUUUCAGACCCGCAGCAUUCACAGAAGCUGCUCCGAGUCCUUCGCACCUUCUGGCAGGAGAAGAGUUUCCACGAUGCUCUGCUGGUGGUGGAUGGAGAGGAGCUUCCUGUCCAGAAAAACAUCCUGGCUGCUGCUAGUCCCUAUAUCAGGACCAAACUGAACUACAACCCCCCAAAGGAAGAUGGGUCUACGUACAGAAUCGAGCUGCAGGGAGUCUCCAUGGCAACCAUGAAACAGAUCCUCGACUACAUCUUCAGUGGUGAAAUCACUCUGAGUGAAGAGACCAUCCAGGACAUGGUGCAGGCGUCCGACCUGCUCCUCAUGACCGACCUCAAGUCGCUGUGCUGUCAGUUCUUAGAGAGCUGCAUCACCGCCGAGAACUGCAUCGGCAUCCGACUCUUCUCUCUGCACUACUGCCUCUACCACGUCCACUACGCCGCCACCGAGUUCCUGCAGACGCAUUUCCGUGAUGUGGUGCUCACCGAGGAGUUCAGGGAGCUGCCCCGGGACCGGCUCGGCGAGGUGCUCGCCAUGGAAAAGCUGAACGUGGGCAACGAAAAGCACGUGCUGGAGGCUGUGGUGCGGUGGUUCGCACAUGACCCAGAGGAUCGCAGGGUUCACAUGAAGGAAGUGAUGUCUUCAGUUUGGCUGCAGGCUCUGGACCAGAGCUACCUGAGAGAGCAGGCCUUGGGGGAGCCUCUGAUGAGGGAGGUGAUCAGAGAGCACUGUCAGGCCGUGCUGGGGGACGUUCAGCCGCAGGGUGAGGCUAUACUCGCCGCCUUCAAACCCAGAGGUUACUCCGAGUGUAUCGUCCUCGCCGGAGGAGAGGAUCGCAAAAGCAGGAAGCCGACCGCCACGACGCGCUGCAUGUGUCCGCUCUACGACAGCAACAGACAGGCCUGGAUCGAGCUGCAGGCCAUGAGCGUCGCCCGCCUCGGCCACGGGGUGGUUACUGCCGAGGGAUUUCUGUUCGUGAUGGGCGGAACAGAUGAGCACAACACAGUCCUGGACUCUGGAGAGAAGUACGACCCUGACUCCAACACCUGGAGCCCCAUACCCCCGAUGCUUCAGGCUCGUCAGAACUUUGGCGUGGUGGAGCUGGACGGCCUGAUCUACGUCCUGGGAGGAGAGAACAAGGAAACGGAGCUGAUCACCGUCGAAGCGUUUGACCCUCACUUCAAUACGUGGAAGUUGCAGACCAGCAUGACCAUGAUCCGCAAGGUCGGCUGCUACGCCUCCAUGAAUAAGAAAAUCUACGCCAUGGGAGGGGGCUCCUACGGGAAGCUGUUUGACUCUGUCGAAUCUUUUGACCCCAAAACUCAGCAGUGGACCGGCCUCUGUCCUCUGAAAGAGAGGAGGUUUGGUUCGGUGGCGUGUGGCGUCGGACAGGAGCUCUACGUGUUUGGCGGCGUGAGAAGCCAAGAGCCUGACAACCCCGAGCAGAGGCAGAUGACGACCUGCAAAUCUGAGUUCUACCACGACGACAUGAGAAGGUGGAUGUUACUCGACGACCAAAGUCUGUGCAUCCAGACCAGCUCGUCCUUCGUCUACGGGGCCGUGCCCAUCGGUGCAAGCGUCUAUGUGGUGGGAGACCUGGACACUGGCACAAACUUCGACUACAUCCGCGAGUUCCGCCGCAGCACCGGGACGUGGCAUCGCACCAAGCCCAUGUUAGCCAGCGACCUCUCCAAGACGGCCUGCGCCGCCCUACGCAUCGCCAACUGUCGACUGUUCCGCCUUCAGCUGAGCCAGGGCAUGUUCCGCAUCAGAGUCUGAUGUGAGGACGCCGGCUCGCGACCCUGCGUCGUCUCCACGCUCCUCCACUUUUGCACACCGGUACUUUCUCUCUGUUGUAGGAACAUAAAGUCUUUAAUCGCUACACGCUGACGGUCGGGGGGUUAAACGUGAGACCCGUUUCCUUUAUGACUCGAAAGGGCAAAAGUUCAUCUUUUUAACAUUAUAGGUUUUGGUGCAAUUUUAUUUACCUGAAUUUUUUUUUUUCUUUUUAACGUGGAAUUUGAAUUUUUUAAAAAAAAUCUUUAUUUGAAUGUA